Molecule: messenger RNA, 879 nt
Organism: Raphanus sativus (radish)
Lineage: Eukaryota; Viridiplantae; Streptophyta; Magnoliopsida; Brassicales; Brassicaceae
Exons: 4
Coding region: 1-879 (292 amino acids)
Source: RefSeq, a predicted model, not a curated record
AUGGCAAAUAAUAUGCAGCUAUCUUUCCUAAACGAGAUCAAACCGCACAAGACUGCUUGGCGCAUUCAAGUUAAGAUCCUCCAUUCAUGGAGAUUCUUCAUGAAAGAUGUUGGUGAAUCAAUGGAACUCAUCCUAAGUGAUGCACAUGGAACAAAGAUCCAUGCCUCAUGUAAGAAAGCCUACAUGGCUGACUUGGCCAAGCAUCAGAAUAAAGAGCCUAAGUUUUUUCAAGAAAGAGCAAUACUCUGUCCAACUAACGAAGAUGUGGAAAAAAUUAAUCAGCACAUGUUGGAUAAGCUUCAUGGUGAGGAAAAGAUCUACUUGAGCUCUGAUUCUAUAGAUCCUUCAGAUAAAUUUUCGGUUAAUGACCAAGCUCUGACUCCUGAUUUUUUAAAUAAAAUCAAAGUUUCCGGACUACCAAAUCAUAGUCUUCGUUUGAAAGUUGGUUGUCCUGUGAUGUUGUUAAGAAACAUUGAUCCAGCUGGCGGGUUAAUGAAUGGGACUAGACUUCAAAUAACAGAGCUGUAUGAUCACAUUAUCAAGGCGAAAGUUAUAACCGGAGACAAGGUUGGUCGAACUGUUCUUCUUCCUAGACUUGCUAUUACACCAUCUGACAAGAAGUUACCUUUUAAGAUGAAGAGGAGGCAACUUCCCAUUGCUGUGGCGUUUGCCAUUACAAUUAAUAAGAGUCAGGGCCAGUCACUCUCAGAAGUUGGUAUUUUUCUACCUAGGCCUGUGUUUUCACAUGGACAACUAUAUGUUGCUAUCUCUAGAGUUACGUCUAAAAGAGGGUUGAAGAUAUUGAUCGUAGACGAUCAAGGCAAGCCGCAGAGACAGACAGUUAAUGUUGUUUACAAAGAGAUUUUCCAGAAUCUCUGA